Momordica charantia (bitter melon) is the source of this 2872-nucleotide messenger RNA. Its product is annotated as cation/calcium exchanger 4. Gene Ontology annotation, molecular function: monoatomic cation transmembrane transporter activity. Lineage: Eukaryota; Viridiplantae; Streptophyta; Magnoliopsida; Cucurbitales; Cucurbitaceae. Gene Ontology annotation, biological process: monoatomic cation transport; transmembrane transport. Gene Ontology annotation, cellular component: membrane. The record is from RefSeq and is a predicted model, not a curated record.
UCGGGCGAGUUGAAUUGGGUCAUCGUCCUCCGCCAAUCUUCUCCUCCCGCGUCCAUGUCGUCGUCUUCCCUCAAACUGGAGAACUGGUAGCUUGCUCCACCUCUUCAAUUUCUUUCCAUUGAAUUGAAUUGGAUUGGAUUGGAAUCCAACAAUUCUCUGAACGUUCUUAGGGUUUCCUCCUCUUCUCUUUUCCCUUCUAAACUCUCGGAGAUAUUGUCGUAAAACCCCUCUUUUUGUUUUUGUGCGAUCAAUUCUCUCACAUUUCUCUGUUACUUCAACCAUCAUCUCUGUGCGCCUCGCAUCUGAUUGUCUGCUGCAAUCGUUGUUUGAAUUUUGCCCUCCCACUCGCGACUAGGUUUCUGUCUCCCUCUCAUUGUUUGCAAUUCGGUUAUCUGAAGCAAGUAUUGGCUUUAUUGAUUGUUUUUCCCGGCCACCGUGGGUCACGAGAGGAAGAUUAUGACUAGAACGUAUGCAAUUUCUAGAGCGGGUAAAUUUCGAUCUCGAGGGAUUUUCAAUGGAAUUUGUUCCAUUGUGUUGCUUUUCUUAUUCCUCGAUCAGGGGAUGUUCUCGAGAAAUCCGGCUCUGCAGAAUUCGCAUUCGGUUCUUCUCCCUAAAGGGGCCUUUAGUGAUAGGCUGGUCGGGGUGAUUCGUAGGAGAACCGCUGAAGUUUCUGCUUCUUCUCUAAACGAUAAUAUCACUGUUGAUGGAUCCCUUACAAAUAAGACUCUUACUGCGAGUCGUCCUGCAUCAUGCUUUGGAUUAUCCGAACACAGAGGUUAUCGGAGCCAAUGUGAGUACUUGAUUGCUCAUCCAGAUUGCGAUUCAGGUGGAUUUUUCAAUUACAUCUCGUUCUUCUACUGUGAAUGUGAAAGUUUUAGUCUCUUGGGUUAUGUGGCGUUGAUAGUUUGGCUGGCUGCUUUGUUCUAUCUAUUGGGUAAUACCGCAGCGGACUAUUUUUGUUGCUCCUUGGAGAAACUCUCGAAUCUCUUGAAGUUGCCAGCGACUGUGGCUGGAGUUUCGCUGCUUCCUCUUGGUAAUGGAGCUCCUGAUGUCUUUGCCAGCAUUGCUGCUUUUAUGGGAAAGGAUGCUGGCGAGGUUGGUCUUAAUAGUGUCUUGGGCGGAGCUGUCUUUGUUACAUGUAUUGUUGUUGGUGCUGUUUCUGUUUGCGUCGCUGAGAGGGGUGUCAGGAUUGAUAGGCAAUGCUUUAUCAGAGACAUUUGUUUCUUCAUGUUUGUCAUCAUCUCACUUGCUAUAAUCUUGGCUAUUGGUAGGGUAACUGUCAUCAGUGCCAUUGCAUUUGUUUCAAUUUAUCUGGUCUAUGCAUCUGUAGUUGCUGCAAAAGAGAUUAUGGAGAAGAACUCGGUGAAAAUGACACUGAACUCUGUAACACCUUUACUUCCUGUAACUGGAAACAUUUUCUCUGUUGGAAGUGAAGAGGAUGAAUCGGUCUAUGCAUCUCUUCUUGAGCCCGUGUCUGAUGUUGAUGUACCACAUCUCCAAAAUAAGCUGCCACUAUGGAUGUGGUCUUCAAAUGUUGCAAUCUAUUCAAAUCAGGCCUCGAAGGGCAGUGCAGACAGUCCAAAAUUUUUGUGGGGUUGGAAUGAGGAGGAUGCUGUGAAUGACCGCUCUUUGUUCUCUUGCUCCAAAUUAUUUUCAGUACUCGAGUUUCCCUUGACACUUCCUAGACGCUUGACAAUUCCUAUUGUGGAUGAUGAACGGUGGUCAAAAGUUUAUGCUGUUGCCAGUGCUUCGUUAGCACCCAUUCUUCUGGCAUAUUUAUGGAAAACCCAAGAUGAUUUAGGACCUCUGAGUGGAGAAUUCGCUUACUUUUUGGGGUUCUCCCUUGGUGGCGUGCUUGGUGUACUUGCAUAUUUGUAUACAAGCUCUGAUCAGCCACCUCGCAGGGCUUUGUUUCCAUGGGUCUUCGGUGGAUUUUUUAUGAGCAUUGUCUGGUUUUACAUUGUUGCAAACGAGCUAGUUGCUUUGUUGAUGUCAUUAGGUAUAAUUUUUGGAGUUAACCCCUCAAUUCUUGGAUUAACAGUGUUGGCCUGGGGGAACUCAAUGGGCGAUUUGAUGUCCAAUGUAGCACUGGCAAUGAAUGGUGGAGAUGGUGUACAGAUUGCUAUGUCUGGGUGCUAUGCCGGGCCUAUGUUCAAUACACUUGUGGGGCUGGGUAUCUCCAUGCUUAUUGGAGCUAUUUCGCAUAGACCUGCACCUUACAUGCUUCCCAGAGAUGGUAGCUUGUUUUAUACAUUGAGUUUUUUAAUGUCAGGACUUAUUUGGUCACUUAUUGUGUUACCUAGGAAUGGUAUGCGCCCAAACAGAAAUUUAGGAGUUGGCCUGAUUGUUAUAUAUUUGUCAUUCCUCACCCUCAGAGUGAGCACAUCGAUGGUGAAGCACUAAUGCUGGCAAUAAAUGUUCUUUUGAACUAAUCAUAUGUGCCUCAACUAGAAGCAGGGCAGUGUAACCUACAUUUUGAUUAAACAGUAGCCAAAGGUCGUGGACGCUCGUUGGACACAGAACAGUUAUUAUGACAAUAGAUGAUGUCGUAGGAGAUCAUGAUGCCUUGACUUUUAAUGGCAUCAGCCUGUUAAUAUCAUGAUUUGUAUCAUAGCAAUGUUUAGUGAAAGGAAGUUUAAAGAUUCUUAUGACAUGUAUAUGAUAUUCGUGUGUAACUUUCCCUUUUUAUCUGAAGGGUGUACUGGAUAUUAUUCUCGAGCUAGGAGAUUAUGGAGGGACACUCUCAAUCAGGAUGCACAUUGCAGCUGAAUCAGCCAUUUUUAGCUCGAUAGUGACGUGAAAUCUGUUUUGAGUUGGUUCAUAAAUGGCUCAUUUACUCAAAUGCAAAUGUUUACCGGAAUUUUCUUUGAGA